AUGGCCGACGAGAACUUGGAUGUCUGGUAUCGCACGAUCACCGCCGCGGUGCAGCUCGCCGUGGCUCGAAGUAUGGGCCAACAUGACGACGUUCUCGUGCCUUCUGGUAGCUCCACCACCCUAUACCGUGACAAGUCGGUGGAAGAAGCACCGCUCGAGGGACCGUCGAUGGGAAUCCCUUCGACACUGAUGCAUGCGAUAUAG
This is a messenger RNA of Aphanomyces astaci, 204 nucleotides long. RefSeq lists its product as hypothetical. The coding region runs from base 1 to 204 and encodes 67 amino acids. Lineage: Eukaryota; Oomycota; Saprolegniomycetes; Saprolegniales; Verrucalvaceae. The transcript has 2 exons. The record is from RefSeq and is a predicted model, not a curated record.